AUGGUAAUUACUCUCCUGGCCCUGGAAAUCUUCUUCCCCGCCUUUUCCAUCCAAUUCGAAUCCGCAGGGGUCUACCACGUCGGCACGCCCACUGAGCAGAUGCUUGUCUCAUUCGAAGAACUUCUCGCCUUUCACGCGGGCAUCGUCGGUCUCCUCGAGUAUGGGCACGGAUGGCGAGUCAUAAAGGCAGUCAUUCGACGGCUUCUAGCACGGCUUCGCUGGCAAGCUAUGGACAGUCCGUACUCAAUAUAUAUUGAUAGUUCCGGCCCAGUAUAUUACGUUAUCACCAACGGAGAGGAUGCAAUCCGCAUUACAGGACAGGAGCUGGGCUCGUCACUGUUCGGACGGGAGAUCAAGAAGCAGUGGGAUCGGGGAAUGGUGAAACCGAGAUGUUUAGGAGCCACAUAUCUGAUCCUGAGGGCCUUUGUGUGCGGGGUGUGGAAUAAUUUGGCAUAUUAUAAGCGGUGGAAGAAGGUUGCAGCCUUGUAA
Molecule: messenger RNA, 489 nt
Organism: Aspergillus piperis CBS 112811
Lineage: Eukaryota; Fungi; Ascomycota; Eurotiomycetes; Eurotiales; Aspergillaceae
Exons: 2
Coding region: 1-489 (162 amino acids)
Source: RefSeq, a predicted model, not a curated record